Messenger RNA from Opisthorchis viverrini, 309 nucleotides. RefSeq lists its product as hypothetical. The record is from RefSeq and is a predicted model, not a curated record. Gene Ontology annotation, cellular component: Golgi apparatus; endoplasmic reticulum. The annotation marks the transcript as partial. NCBI's taxonomy places the organism in Eukaryota, Metazoa, Platyhelminthes, Trematoda, Opisthorchiida, Opisthorchiidae. The transcript has a single exon.
UCACUACUUCAUCUGAAGGAAGGUGAAUGUCAUCAACUUCGUCGUGAUCUUGAACGGCUCACUCAAAUAAGAGAGACACUUUUGGCAGAGAUCGCUUCUUUAACAGCCCGGUCGGAACGUUUGGCCCGGAUGUCCGGUAUAUCUCCCGACCAAGAGUCUUCCAGUUUCGUACCGGGCACCCAUCUGGACGAGAUGGAAGAACUGCAACAUCGAUACGAUUCUCUUUUGGUUAUUUUCGGCAAGGUGAAGGAAGAAAAUCUGGAACUGCGAAUGGACUUAGCCGAUAUGAAGGAAAUGUACAAAACACAA